AUAGUCAUAAGCCACAACUUUCACGAAAUUGAGUUUUUCAUGUUGUGGCAUUCUUAACAAUGUCUUCUUCACAAUGUGUUGAAAAAGUUCCAUGUUACUGCAACAGAUGGCAGGCUAUGAUGGAGUGCAGUUCUAUGCUGUGCCAUCUGGUGGUAGUUUCAGAAGAUACAUAGUCACAAGCCACGGCAAAAUGGCAGGUGGGUCAGGGACGUCUGAAGCGUCUUCGGGUCUUCAACGCAUAUUUGACACAGACAGUAGUGGAAGUGAAGAGCUUGACCCUUUGGAUCCUGACAGUGAUGAAUCUUGGCAUCCAUCGACCAGCAGUUCCAGCUCAGAUGAUGUUUCGCUUGAAAUAAGUAGAAUAAAUGAAGAAUCACCCGAAAAACCAAAGCCUUCACAGAAAAGAACGCGAAAUAUUUAUCAGUGGAAGAAAAAUAAACCAAAACGUCGACAAAAUGCUGGCCAGCAGUAUAAGUCUUUAAAAACCCACAAGACUGUUCAGGCUGCUACUAUAGGAAGUCCCUGUACUUGUUUAAAUAAAUGCUUCACAAAACUGCUUGGAGAGGAAGAAAACAUUUUUCAUUCAUUUUGGGACAUAGGAAACUUUAAUGUCCAGAAUACUUACCUGAUGAGCUGUAUGAAAAUGGAACCGAAAAAGCGGAGGAAAACAUAG
Molecule: messenger RNA, 673 nt
Organism: Schistocerca serialis cubense
Lineage: Eukaryota; Metazoa; Arthropoda; Insecta; Orthoptera; Acrididae
Exons: 3
Coding region: 92-673 (193 amino acids)
Source: RefSeq, a predicted model, not a curated record